CAGCUCAUGUCAAUGAAUGUGGCCGGGAGCGCGCACCUCCACCUCCCCCGCACGCGCACCCGGCCCAUCUGAUCUUUGUCCUACGUAAGACCGAAGCUCCGCCUCGCUCUCCUAUCGGACCGUGUCCCCUACCGCAUCCAUUUUUUGUGCAUUCAAGAAAUCUCUUGGAGUUAGCAGCGGCGGCAGCAUCCAGGAGAGGGUCGCGGGGAAGGCGUCUGCCGAUUACCGCAAUAAGGGAUCGCGCGCCCCACCAUUGGACGAUGCGCGAGAGCUCUCCGCAAGCGGCGGCAGCCAUGGCAUCAUCUACACCUGAAAUGUCAGCUCGGGGGGCCCCGGCCGCGUCCCCUGCGGCCCCCGCUCCGCCGGACCUGAGCCACCUCACCGAGGAGGAGAGGAAGAUCAUCCUCUCGGUCAUGGAGCGACAGAAGAAAGAGGAGGAGAAGGAGCAGUCCAUGCUGAAGGAAGCUCCUAAAGAAGACACAAAGGCUCAGCCAGCUCAGUGGAACCCUUUCAGUGGAAUCACUGAGCUGGUUAGUAAUGUUCUUCAGCCCCAGUCCAAAUCCCCCAGUGAGGAGCAGCCCAAGCCGAAGCUGCACCAGCAGUUUGAGAUGUACAAGGACCAGGUGAAGAAGAUCGGAGAGGAGGCUCCGAAGAACCCCGAGCAGAAGGCAGACUCGCCCAUCUGUGGGAUCUGCCACAAAACCAAGUUUGCUGAUGGCUGCGGCCGCGUCUGUUCUUAUUGCCAAACCAAGUUCUGCGCGCGCUGUGGAGGACGCGUCUCCCUCCGCUCCAACAGAGUAAUGUGGGUAUGCAACCUGUGCCGAAAACAACAAGAAAUCCUCACAAAGUCGGGAGCAUGGUUCUACAGCAGUCCUGAGGGCUCCAGAUCGGGGCCCCAAGCCAAAGUGAGGGGAGGCCCAGCCGGAGCCAACCAGGACCCUCUCAGAAACGGUUCAGGGAUCCCAGACAGAAACAGAAGCCCAUCAGGAUCCAGGGACCCCAACGCAGCAUAUAACCAAAGGGAGGGAGAAGGAGGACUGCAGUAUGCUCCGGCUGAAGGUAGCAUGCCCCGCUCUCCGUCCGACUACGGACGUGAUCCUGGCCAUUCGCCGAGGAGUUCAAGAAUGUACAAUGAGCUGGGCAGUUAUCAAGACAGUCAAGGACGCUGGCACUCGCAAGGCCAACGUUUAGAUGGCAAGCUAGAGGACUAUGAACUCCAAAGACGCCGUGAGGAGGAAUACCAGGCCCGAUACCGCAGUGACCCCAAUCUGGCGCGCUACCCAGUCAAACCCCAGCCCUACGAGGAGCAGAUGCGCAUCCAUGCCCAGGUGUCACGGGCUCGGCACGAGCGGCGUCAUAGUGACGUCUCGCUCGCCUAUACAGAACUUGACGAGCCUCUGCAUGGGCCUGGUGGACGGCAGUCACGCCUCCCUCUGGUGGGAGGCCCAAGUCAACGCUCGUACUCUAUGGACAGGAGCUCAACGGGACAUCGGAUGUCAAAUCAUAGCCCACCAACACCACGUCGCAGCCCUGUGUUGGCCGACAGCCGCCGAGGACUGGCGGAGCCAACGAGGAAACCCAUACUCCAACAGCACCACUUGGACCCUAGCUCAGCUAUGCACAGGAACAAACGGGACAAAAUGGAUAGCAUGCUACGAAACGACUCUCUAAGCUCAGACCAGUCAGAGUCGGUUCGGCCUCCUCCACCUCGACCACACCGCAGCAAACGCCUCGGCAAGCUCCGAACCAUGGGCAGCUUCAGCAGCUCAGAGGAGGAGUUGGCCACCACGCCAGAGUACACAAGCUGUGAGGACGUGGAGCUGGAGAGCGAAUCCAUCAGCGAAAAAGGAGAUAUGGAUGGUCACUGGUGGGACCAUGCGUCUUGGCAUAGCGAGGCCUCCUCAAUGUCUAUGCACCCGGUGACAUGGCAACCAUCCAAAGACGGAGAGCGCCUAAUAGGGCGGAUAGUGCUAAACAAGCGGAUGAAAGAUGGCACGGUGCCCAGAGACACAGGGGCACUGCUGGGCCUCAAGGUGGUGGGAGGGAAGAUGACAGAGUCUGGCAGACUUUGUGCUUUCAUUACGAAGGUGAAGAGAGGAAGUCUAGCAGACACUGUCGGCCAUCUCCGACCAGGCGAUCAGGUCCUGGAGUGGAACGGGAGGGUCUUACAAGGAGCCACGUUCAAGGAAGUUUACAAUAUCAUUCUAGAAUCCAAGCCAGAGGCGCAGGUGGAGCUGGUGGUCUCACGGCCCAUCGGAGAUGUCCCUAGAAUACCAGAGAGCACACAUGGACAGCUUGAAUCAAGUUCAAGUUCCUUUGAAUCUCAAAAGAUGGGCCCGUCCAUCUCUGUCACGUCCCCCAUGAGUCCUGGCGUGCUCCGGGACAACCCUCAGUAUGUGUCCGGACAGCUCUCGGUCAAGCUGUGGUACGAUAAAGCAGGACAUCAGCUCAUCGUCACUAUCCUGGGCGCCAAAGACCUGCCUUCACAAGAAGACGGGCGACCUAGGAAUCCAUACGUCAAAAUCUACUUCCUCCCCGACAGAAGCGACAAAAGCAAGAGGAGAACGAAAACGGUGAAGAAAUCUCUGGAGCCCAAGUGGAGCCAGACGUUCAUGUACUCACCGGUGCACAGACGAGAGUUCAGGGAGCGCAUGCUGGAGAUCACGGUGUGGGACCAGGCCAGAGUCCGAGAGGAGGAGAGCGAGUUCCUGGGAGAGAUUCUGAUUGAGCUGGAGACAGCGCUGGUGGACGAUCAGCCUCACUGGUAUAAGCUUCAAACACACGACCUGUCCUCGAUGCCUCUGCCGAACCCCUCGCCCUACAUGCAGAGACGUCUCCUGCACGGAGAGAGCCCCACACGCAGGCUACAGAACAAGGGCCCGUAUUUUUACAACUCAGGGUCACAGAGAAUCAGUGACGGCGAGUUCUCUGAUUACGACUGUGAAGACGGGAUUGGUGUUAUCUCAGAUUACCGGCACAAUGGCAGGGAUUUCCAGAGCUCCACUCUGUCUGUCCCAGAGCAGGUGAUGUCAUCCAAUCACUGUUCCCGAUCGGACAUGACCCGCACACGCUCACGCUCACCCAGUGUCCCUCCACCACAAAGUCGAAGUUUAGACCACGGUGUGAGAGGACGACCCUCGCAGUAUGGCCCCCGACAUCGCCUGUCUGAAGACAGAUACUCACCAGACAGCCAGUAUCUUACCCUCCCUCCUCGAACCAGACACAGACAGCCAAGCGUCGACCCCGCUAUCCAGGACCCCAGCAUGCACCCCCUCUAUCGGGAGGACGCGGUCAGGUUACUGCGCUCCACUAGGAUGGCCCGUGCCUGCUCAGACGGGGCUUACGAUAGCUUGGACAGGAGGAUGAGGAGAGAUAGACAAAUGUCUGCCUACAGUGACUCAUUUGAAUCUCCUGAGAGAUAUUACAAUGGGCCCAAUCAUGUAUCUACUCCGUGGCCCAAUCAUGUCAUGAAUGGAACCAGUGGUGACAGCAGUAGGACGUGCCCCAGGAUAGAAAUUGAGCCUUCUACAGAUACAGAAAGAGAUGACAAUAUCCCAGAGUUCCUAGCUAACCGUGAGCACUUUGAGGAAGAUCUGAGGUAUAGCCGCAGCAUGGUGGACAGACAUGAGCAUUACAGGUCCAGGUCAGCUGACCAGCGGCCCAUGAUGGAACGACCGGUCUACACGCGCUCCCGCUCGUCCGAGCGACCAGACUCUGGCUACAUGAGAUCCAUGCCAUCCUUACCUUCAGGGAGAUCUGCCCCUCCCUCUCCUGCCUUAACGAGGGCAAGCAUCCGAACCGGAUCGGUCCAAACAAGUCCCACCAGUACGCCAGUAUCGAGUCGAAGAGGUCGGCAGCUACCGCAAGUCCCACCAAAGGGCUCUAUGGACAGAAAAGAUGGCGAGGGUAUUACUGAGCCUUUUGAAGUGGUGGGAGGGGCUUCACAACCACUGGCUCCGCCCCCUCCACCUCCACAAGCCACACAAGCAAUGGCUGCUCAUGUCGGGAUGGAGUCUCCUGUCUUGAGCCCCAACACCACCUAUGCCCCCAUGCCUCCUCCUGCACAUGCUCCUCCCUCACCUGCACAUGCCCAUCUGCCAACUUCAGUUGCCACUCCCCCACCCACACAUGCCCCUCCCUCUCCAGCACAUGCCCCUCCCCCUCCAGCCCCUCCCCCUCCUCCUCCGCCCGCUGCUCCAUCAUCAGCUUCACCUCUUGUCCAACAGGCUUCUGUGACAGAAUCCCAGGAAAAGCCUGUAGCUCCCCCUGCUGUCAAUGGGAGGAAAGAGGUCACAUGGGAGGACCAGCAGAAGAAAGCUCCUGCUGUAGUGUCAGAGUCCACAGUGUCAGAGAACGAAGAUGCAGGCACUUUGAAGGAUCCAUCAAGGCGUGGGAUGGACAGUCUCUCCAUGAGGUCGUCGGACAGUGAUGUAAGCGACGUGUCCGCUAUGUCGAGCGCGUCUCGGCUCAGCAGCACGAGCCACAUGUCUGUCCAGUCAGAAAGGGUGCGAGCGGGCCGCAGGAUCAGCCGUGCGGAGGCUCUUCAGAGUCAGGGAGAGGAGGGCUCUGUCUCUGUGGAAGAGCAGGUGGAAGUGUCUACAGCGAGCGCACAGGGGGCGGGGCAUGAUUGGGAGGUGGGUGGGGCUACUGUCAACCCAGAGGAAGAGGAAGAACAGGAGGAACCUGAGAGUGAGUUUACAUCUAAAAUGAAACACAGGGCUCAGACGGCCACCCCAGGGUCCAACAUCACCAAGAGCUCCAGUGUGGGUGGAGACAUGUGCUCGCUGGGCAGGAACGACGACGAGGACGAGGACGACAAGAAGCGGCGCUCCAGCUUCGGAGCCAAGAUGGCGGCCAUGGUGGGCCUGGGGAAGAAGAGUCAGAGCACCUCCCAGCUGGACCCAGAGCAGGAGGGUAAGAAGAAGAAGCCGGUGCGUCUGGCGAUCCAGCGGAGUGUAGAGACUGGUUUAGCCGUGGAGAUGAAGAGCAGGAUGACACGGCAGCCCAGCCGUGAGACCACAGAUGAUGGUGAAAAGGUGAAACCUGGAAAUCUAAUUUUCCCUGGAGUGAAGAUCUCUUCAGACAGCCAGUUCACUGAGUUUUUGGAUGGUCUUGGCCCCGCCCAGCUGGCAGGGAGACAGACAUUGGCCACGCCUCCAAUGGGUGACAUCCAGAUUGGUAUGGUGCACAGGAAGGAGAGGCUGGAUGUUGAAGUUAUUCGGGCUCGAGGCCUGGUGGGCAAACCAGGGAACAAACAGACGCCAGCACCUUAUGUAAAAGUAUAUCUGCUGGAAAAUGGGAAAUGCAUCAACAAAAAGAAAACCCGGACAGCGCGGAAAACACUGGAUCCUCUUUAUCAACAGCAGCUUCAGUUUGAGGAGAAUCCUGAAGGAAAGGUUUUACAGAUCAUUGUUUGGGGGGACUAUGGACGCAUGGACCACAAAUCCUUCAUGGGAGCCGCCCAGAUCCUGUUAGACGAUUUAGAGCUGACCAACAUGGUGAUUGGCUGGUACAAGCUCUUCCCUCCCACCUCAUUAGUGGACCCAACCUUGGCACCUUUAAGUAGUAAACCUCCAGGUUCAAGCCUGGACAGUUCUAAUGUCCGGUCGUAGCGGCACGAGGAGGAGAGCGGUAGAGAGCGGCGUGAGUAGCUCCAGCUACAGACAGAGAGGAGACGGCCUGGACGGGACACGUCCUGGUCACACUGCAUGCUUGAUGUUGUGUCCUCUGAGCCCAUGCGAUCAGAGGUUAAGAAAAGGCCUACGUCCUUCUGCCAAAAAAAAUAACUGAAAAGUAAAAGUAUGCUGCCGUCACACACAGGGAACGCACGACAGUGGAAGUCUCUCCGUUCAGCUGAAGAGAUGCAGCCAGGGAUUCAGUGGAGUCUGACUCUUAACUGUAGGACGUUAAGAGUGCUGAUUUCCACCGGACGUUAUACUCUGCCCGUUUUCUCUCUGUUGAAUUCAGAGAGAUGUCAGUGUUUCUUACCCACAACUUGAUUCAUUGUAGCCAUUACUGUAAGCCAAGCUGUCAAAAGAAGAUCCAUAAAGAGAGAAGCACUUGGCUAAGAUGGGACAGGAAAGGGUACCCUCAGAGAGAUGACGUUCUCGUGGGAAUGACCCUACAUCAAGCCAGAUCUCCCCUGGAUCGCUCUUCAAACUUCGGUGAUGAGGAAAUGGAUAUGGCCAGAGUUCCUGUUUGAUUCAGGAAAAAAAUAAAUAAUUAAAUAAUUAAAUAAUGGACCUUUUUGUGCUCCGGUAUGAUGUUCUCUUUGUUGAUGUACUGUAUGAAUCUUAUGUUUGUUUCAGUUUUUUUUUUUGUUUGUUUGUUUUUGUUUUUUUUGCAUGGAUGCAAAGUUGUUUUAAAAAAAAACUGUAUGUUUAUUUUCCUCGAGACUUGCAAAAAAAAAAAAAAGAAAGAAAGAAAGAGAGGAAGAAACUUACUUAAGGAUGACCAGAUCAGCCAUUUUCAACUAUUUGUAUCAUUUUUAAUAUGAAAUUCUCUAGUGCAUGAUUUUCAAAGAGACUGAAUGCAAAAUGA
Messenger RNA from Carassius auratus (goldfish), 6540 nucleotides. Its product is annotated as regulating synaptic membrane exocytosis protein 2. Gene Ontology annotation, cellular component: presynaptic membrane; cytoskeleton of presynaptic active zone. The record is from RefSeq and is a predicted model, not a curated record. Gene Ontology annotation, molecular function: transmembrane transporter binding; small GTPase binding. NCBI's taxonomy places the organism in Eukaryota, Metazoa, Chordata, Actinopteri, Cypriniformes, Cyprinidae. Gene Ontology annotation, biological process: regulation of synaptic vesicle exocytosis; regulation of membrane potential; regulation of synaptic plasticity. The coding region runs from base 261 to 5612 and encodes 1783 amino acids. The transcript has 43 exons.